Cryptomeria japonica (Japanese cedar) is the source of this 909-nucleotide messenger RNA. Its product is annotated as protein ALP1-like. NCBI's taxonomy places the organism in Eukaryota, Viridiplantae, Streptophyta, Pinopsida, Cupressales, Cupressaceae. The annotation marks the transcript as partial. The transcript has a single exon. The record is from RefSeq and is a predicted model, not a curated record.
GUUCUUCCAAUUGAAAAACAAGUUGCUAUUGCUCUUUUAAGACUAUCAUUUGGAAUGUCUAUGAUUAACAUUAGUGAACUUUUUGGGUGUGGAAAGUCAACAGCUGCAAGAGUUGUGACAAAGUUCAUUAAUGCUAUGCAUGUUAAUUUUCAAAACUAUAUACAAUGGCCAAGUGACCAUUCAACACUUGAACUUGUAAAGCAAGGAUUUCACCAAAAACAAGGCUUUCCAAAUUGUUGUGGGGCUAUAGAUGUAACUCAUAUUGAUUUUGAGCUUCCAGCUAAUGAAUGUUCAUCUGAUUGGUAUGAUCAUGAUCACAACUACAGUAUGUCAUUACAAGCCAUUGUUGAUAGUAAUAUGCGUUUCAUGGAUGUUUUUACAGGUUGGCCUGGAUCUAUCAAUGAUGCUAGGCUCCUAAGAAAUUCUGCCUUCUACAGGUUAUGUGAAGGUGGAGAGAGGUUAAAUGGAAUGUCAGUUUCUAUUGGUUCAUCAAGUAUAAGAGAAUACAUUGUUGGUGAUGGGGGAUAUCCAUUGCUACCAUGGUUAAUCACACCUUUCAGUGGAGCUGCAACAGAUGAUAAAAAAUCAUUCAACUUUAAACUAUCUUCAACUCGCAUUGUUGUUGAACAUGCAUUUGGAAAGCUAAAAGGUGUUUGGCGAAUUUUGAAUUCAAAAAUGUGUCAUCCAAAUUUACAAAUGCUACCAAAAACUAUUUUUGUGUGUUGUAUUUUGCAUAAUAUUAUGUUGACAUAUGAAGAAGAUGACAAUGAUCCUAGUUACUUGGAUGAACAUGAGAAUAAUAUACCAAACAAUGAAGCAAUAGCAAGGGAUUCUAUUGCAGGGUUAGCCCGAAUGGCCUUAAUGGAAUUCGUUAAUGGUAAUGAUUAUAAUGUGCAUCCAAACAAUUAA